Molecule: messenger RNA, 750 nt
Organism: Caenorhabditis briggsae
Lineage: Eukaryota; Metazoa; Nematoda; Chromadorea; Rhabditida; Rhabditidae
Exons: 1
Coding region: 1-750 (249 amino acids)
Source: RefSeq, a predicted model, not a curated record
AUGCGUUUGUCUCGGUGUCCCUCAAUGAUGUUAGUGGCAACAACACUACCCGGAUGGAAAGAUGCUUUCGAUUUCCAACGAGCCCAGUUUCUACAGAAGCAUUUUAGAUCCGAUCUGUUCAAACCAAAACUUUUUCAUUGUGUCCGCUUGCCGGGAGUCGCCGAAAAGGAAGUUCCACUGAGUCAGAAGGUGUUCCAAAUCAACUCUAAGCAGGAAUAUGUGGAUGCAGAAGGGCCCAAGGAAAUCAGAAAGGCGAAGAGUGUUCUGAUGGUGGUGCCUUUCACUACGGAAGAGACGGAAAUUGAGUCAUGGAAUAGAUACAUCCAAAAAGUCGAUUCUAAGGUGGAGAUUUGGCUGGUGCCAUCACCCAGGAUGGAUCUGAAUGCUGGAAGAAUAGUGACAUUUGGGAAUUUGUUGUCUCAAAUGCAACGAGGAGACGGUGGACCUUUACAUGUAUUCUCCCCUGAUGAUCAGAAUAAGGAACAUCCCCUGUGGAGCAUUGCAUUCAACAAGAAUUUCCGUGAUUACUGGAGGAACGUGAAGGCGAUAGCCGAUGCCAAGAAACUCAGGUGGCCUGGAUUCCAUGUGGAUGAUAAGGUGGAUCGCAAGCCAGAAGAUGCCGCAACGGCUUCUACCAGCUCUUCCUCGCGAAAAAUCGAUCGCCCGACCUCUUCCAAUUGCCCCAGAUAUCAACUUUAUAUCACAACCACAAUGCAGAAGGCUGGAAAAGGAAGAUAUCAGCAUCAAUAG